Oryzias melastigma (Indian medaka) is the source of this 2224-nucleotide messenger RNA. RefSeq names its product dihydrouridine synthase 1-like (S. cerevisiae) (gene dus1l). The transcript is spliced from 14 exons. Lineage: Eukaryota; Metazoa; Chordata; Actinopteri; Beloniformes; Adrianichthyidae. The record is from RefSeq and is a predicted model, not a curated record. The coding region runs from base 89 to 1699 and encodes 536 amino acids. Gene Ontology annotation, molecular function: tRNA dihydrouridine synthase activity.
CAGGUGUUCCUCAGGUGUUCCUCAGGGCGCGUGAGCAGAGCGUCCUCGCUGUGUUUUAUCUGGAGUUCAGGAGCUGCUGCCUCAGAGAAUGAAACUCCUCAGACUGUGGGACGUUCUGCUGUGGGAGUGGGAGCCAGAUCUGACGGACAGGCUGGGUCUGAGUGCAGGUUCUGGAUCUACUGCGUUCCCUCAGAGGCGGCUGAUGUCCUUGAUGUCCGGUGCGAUGGCCAAGUUGCAGGGCUUUGACUUCUGGCGGACGACGCUGAAGGGUGCGCGCUUCGUGGUGGCGCCCAUGGUGGACCAGAGCGAGCUGGCGUGGCGCCUGCUCAGCCGCAGGCACGGCGCUCAGCUGUGCUACACGCCCAUGCUGCACGCUCAGGUUUUUGUCCGAGACGCCAACUACAGGAGGGAGAACCUGUACAGUGAGGUCUGUGAGGAGGACAGGCCUCUGAUCACACAGUUCUGUGCCAACGAUCCUGAAGUGUUUGUUCAGGCGGCUCUGCUGGCCCAGGAUUACUGCGACGCCGUGGACCUGAACCUGGGCUGCCCGCAGAUGAUCGCCAAGAGAGGACACUACGGGGUUUUCCUGCAGGACGAGUGGGACCUGCUGGAGAAGAUGAUCAGGUUAGCCCACGAGAAGCUGUCUGUCCCGGUCACGUGUAAGAUCCGUGUCUUCGAGGACGUGGAGAGGACGGUACGCUACGCCCAGAUGCUGGAGAAGGCUGGAUGUCAGCUGUUGACCGUACACGGCCGAACCAAAGACCAGAAAGGCGCCAUGACGGGCGUCGCGAGCUGGGAACACAUCAAGGCAGUGCGGUCGGGGGUAAACAUUCCCGUGUUUGCCAACGGUAACAUCCAGCACCUGAGCGACGUGGAGCGCUGCAUCCAGGAAACGGGGGUGGAGGGCGUCAUGAGUGCAGAGGGGAACCUCCACAACCCAGCGCUGUUUGAGGGCUGCAGCCCCCCCGUGUGGGAGAUGGCAGAUGAGUACCUGGAGGUGGUAAAGCAGCACCCCCCCUGCUCCCUGUCCUACGUGAGAGCGCACCUCUUCAAGCUGUGGCAUCACACGCUGCAGAUCCAUCAGGACCUGAGGGAGGAGCUGGCCAAAGUGAAGACGCUGGAGGCGCUGGCUGAUGUCAGCAGCCAGCUGAGGCGGCGCUGCCAGGAGGAGAGGGCGAAAGGAAAGGGGGCGGAGCUAAGAGAGAGCAGCCUGCCCCUCCCUCACUGGAUCUGCCAACCGUAUGUUAGACCACAGCCGAAGCCGCCACUCUCUAACGGUUCCUGUCAGGGCUCAGAGGUGAAGACGGCGGUCUGUAAGAAGAGGGCGCUGGAGGACCUGGACGGAACCGCCCAAAGCCUCUCCAAAAACAAGCAGAAGAAAAGAUCCCGGAACCCCAAGAAGAACUUUAGUCCGGAGCAGAAACCCAAAUACCUCAAAUGUGAGCAGUGUGGAAACCCAAAGGGAAAUAAAUGUGUCUUCAAUCUGUGUCGAGGAUGCUGCAAGAAGAAGGCCUUCAAAGAAGUGGCCGACUGUCCAAGCCAUGGACUCCGGUUCAAAACCAAAGCAGAGAAGCGUAAAGCUGAAGAAAGCGGACGGAACGAAGGCAAGCACACGGAGAAGAAAACCUGCUCCCCACCGCCUACAGCAGAGUUAAGCCCAAAGCUUCAGGAGCAACCAGAGCGCCCUCUGCUGCUGUGAGCGCCGUACAGCCGCCCCGCCUGCCGCUGUGGCUGUGACUCCAUCCAAACCUGAGAAAGUUGACGGGCUUUUCUGCUGCGACCAGAGGAGGACGGGAGCAGGCCGAGUUCAGUCAGGCUGUGCUGCUGCUACAUGGACCGCCUCUGUGGCCGUGAGCUGGUCGCGCUUCAAGUCCCACACUUCAUGUUGGAGUCCUCAAAUAUACACAGUAAAGGUGUAAAAACAAACUUGAAGUUCUAAUUAUUUCAUCAGUCACUUUUUAUAGAAGAUUUUGAAAUAUUAUUUAAGCAAAAGUUACUUUAAAAUAACAAUUGAGGAAAGUUUUUUGAGAGUAGACUUUAACUUUACUUUGAAAUUACUUCCUGGAAAAAGAAGCUUUUAUUUUGACGGGGGAUCUACAAUGAACUCAUGAAAAUGCUAAAAGGUCAGAAUUUUUAAUGGUCUCCAUUUUCAGUUCAGUUUGGUUACUUUUUUGACAGCGGUGGAUCCAGAGGCUUUUAUUUUGAAAUAAAACUUCUUCCUGUU